AAAACACUACAGUGAGGUCAAUCUUCUUCCAGCCAAUCAGUAAGCUGCGCAAAACGCGCGAGAAUUCCACCACCCCACAGUCUCUGUAAUGGUACACGAUGGCAUCCCGUGUAGUAGAGCUGUUUUGUGAAGUUGACAAGCUCCGUGCUCAUCUGCUACACAAUGUCGAAGACUGCCAGCGUGUGGAAGAAGAAGGAUUCAGCCACAGGGAAAUUCUGACCCGCAUUGAAAACGUAAUCCUAGGAAUAGUGACCAGUCUGUCCAAAGAUGAGGCCCCUGUCCUGGCACUGCCCAACAGAUCCAGUUGGGCCAACGUCAGUUUCGACAGUGCCAUCGGCCUUCAAAUGAGUUCAGAAACUUCUGUCACCACCAUUAGGAGCGACUGUGCUUCGUCUGUCACUAAAUUUGCGCAAAUUCUCAAGAUUCUCUUGGUCAUCUACAGACUUGUGCAGAGCAACUCAUAUUCUACGAAAAGAGACAUCUUUUACAAUAAUACACAGCUGUUUGGCACACAAAAAACUGUUGAUAGUAUAGUGGAUGAUAUCUCCUGCAUGCUAAAAGUUCCUCGCAGAUCACUGCAUGUGAUGGCCACGUCUAAGGGAUUAAUCUCAGGUGAUCUGUGUUAUAUGGAGGAGGACGGUACAAGGAUUGACUGCCACUCCAGCUCUGCUGCUGUUGCAGUUUCAUCAAACAUUGGUGGGAUUAGAAAUAUUGUAUCAUCUGCAAAAUUCGUCAUGAUAGUCGAGAAGGAUGCAACAUUUCAAAGACUGCUGGAUGACAAUUUCUGCACAAAGCUCUCUCCUUGCAUCAUAAUCACAGGUAAAGGUGUGCCAGAUGUGAACAGCAGGUUGAUGGUGAGAAAGCUCUGGGACACGUUGCACAUCCCCAUCUUCGCUCUGGUGGACGCUGACCCUCACGGGAUUGAGAUCAUGUGUAUCUACAAGUACGGAUCAGUGGCCAUGUCGUUUGAGGCCCACAGUCUGACCGUCCCCAGCGUUAUGUGGCUAGGCCUCCUCCCCUCUGACCUCCAGAGGUUGCAGGUUCCCAAGGAUGCCUUGAUCCCCCUCACCGAGAGAGAUGAAAGCAAACUCAACAGCCUCCUCAAAAGGCCGUACUUAACCAGUCAACCGGACUGGCAGAAAGAGAUGGAACUGAUGCAGCAGAGUAAGGUCAAGGCUGAAAUACAGUCCCUGGCAGCCAUUGCUCCUGAUUUCCUCACCAGCAUUUACCUGCCCAAUAAGCUGCGUUAUGGAGGCUGGGUAUGAGCACAAUGCUGCCACUUAGUGGAAUAACAAGUGAACUGGCAAGGCUUGUUGCAAAACUUAAGUGAGGUCCAUGUAACUAUACUGCCUGACCUUGUCAGACAGAUUGAAUUAUGAAAGUUGGUUUGGUUUGUAAUGUUUGCAUAUUAAUUUGUGACUGUGUGUCUUUAAUUCUAUCAUAUCAUUAAAACCCUGUAAUCCAGUUGACAA
Molecule: messenger RNA, 1472 nt
Organism: Dicentrarchus labrax (European seabass)
Lineage: Eukaryota; Metazoa; Chordata; Actinopteri; Moronidae
Gene: spo11
Product: SPO11 initiator of meiotic double stranded breaks
Exons: 13
Coding region: 99-1265 (388 amino acids)
Biological process (GO): meiotic DNA double-strand break formation; reciprocal meiotic recombination; meiotic DNA double-strand break processing
Cellular component (GO): nuclear chromosome
Molecular function (GO): DNA topoisomerase type II (double strand cut, ATP-hydrolyzing) activity; ATP binding; DNA binding
Source: RefSeq, a predicted model, not a curated record